Salarias fasciatus (jewelled blenny) is the source of this 2741-nucleotide messenger RNA. RefSeq names its product E3 ubiquitin/ISG15 ligase TRIM25. The record is from RefSeq and is a predicted model, not a curated record. NCBI's taxonomy places the organism in Eukaryota, Metazoa, Chordata, Actinopteri, Blenniiformes, Blenniidae. Gene Ontology annotation, molecular function: protein binding; zinc ion binding. The transcript is spliced from 7 exons. Bases 25 to 2250 code for a protein of 741 amino acids.
CCAAACAACAGCGUCCUAUACAAGAUGGGAGCGUCGCUGGACACCCCGGCCCGGUGUCCCCUCUGCGACGAGCUGACCCGGGACCCCGUCACCCUCAAAUGUAACCACCGCUUCUGCCAGAGGUGUCUCGGGGACCUGUGGAGCGUCGUCCCGACCGGGCCGUACCACUGCCCGGAGUUCAGGUGCAAGACGGUGUAUCAGACGCUGCCCUUUGGCCCCCGGUUGAAACAGCCUCCCGGCGCCGGCCGCAGGACGCAGCCCCGCCGCAGCGCAGAUGCACCCAAAAAUGAUGAGCAAAGUACUGUUGACUCUCUGCUGACACGACCGUCUCUCACUCGACUCCUCGGGAAGAGGAAGGCUGGCCCAUCUGCUGCAGAGCAACCUGAUGCCAAACGAUCAUCCGUGGAGCCUUCCCGUGAGCAGAACAAUGACACAGAGACUCCCGGCACUUCACUGUCAGACGAUCCUGAGCAGCCAGCUCCUGAAGAGACGCCACAGACAGAAACGCACCCGGAACCACAGUCUGAACAUGGUGACGGCUCCUCCUCCACUGAGAACUCUGACAGGAACGAAGUGCCUCCAAGCGGCGGUGAUGCCACGGAAGAGAUCUCAGCUCUGCGCAGCGAACACACUAGCAUCUCAGUGGAUGACUCUGACAGCUCCAACGAAGUAGACAUCUGUGAUGCACCCCUUCCCGCAACCUCCAAGAAAGACACGCAGGUGACAGGAGCUUGUGUGUCACCAAAGAAAUCUGCGUCACCUGCCAACAACUCUGACAAAUCUGCUGGAGCCUCAAACCUAGGAAGAGUUGAUUCUCCUGUGUAUGUAUUUCCAAAAAGAGCUGUAACAUCUCUGGGACCCCCGAGUCAUAGUGGAAGCCCUGUCCCCUGCCAUUACUGUCCUAAAGCGGGAUGCCAGCAUGCGGUGAAGACCUGUCUGGUUUGUGGAGCCUCUAUGUGUAAAGAGCAUCUGCGUCCCCACCUGGAUUCCCCCGUCUUCCAGAACCACACCCUGGUUCCUCCCGUGGAGGACAUCUCUCUCUGGAGGUGCCAGGAGCACCAGGAGAUCAACCGCAUCUACUGCCGGCAGUGCGGGGUGUGCGUCUGCACCGUGUGCACCGUCAUCGGCUCGCACCGCGACCACGCCUGCGUCAGCAUCAGGGAGGCUGAGAGAGAGCUCAGGGGAAACCUAAAUGACCAAAUCAAACAACUUCAAGAUGCUGAACAGAGGGUGAAGAACACAGUGGCUGAACUCACACAGAAGAAAGACACUGCCAGAGAGCUUUUGAGUGCGGCACUGGUUGGGGUGCAGCAGCAGUACGGAGCCAUCAGAGAGGCCUUGGACCAGGAGGAGCAGUCCGUUGUUCAGUGUGUGACCAAGGAGGAGAAAAGGGUUCUUGGGGGUCUGGAGGAGAAACUCUGCCACCUCCAGAGCUCCCUGGAGUCCAUCCGAACAGGCCUCCAGACACUGGACAGCCUGGCUGGUGCCAAGGGAGACGGACGCGUUCAGGACCAAGCUUUCAUAGUGGAAUACGCAAAGAUUGCCCAAAUGACGAGUUGCCUGCAGAACGGAAUGGAGGAGUUUGAAACUCCGGAGGAUGUGGACCGUGCUCGCCUGAAAUGUCUCGAGAGGUGGACAGAGAGACGACUGGACGCGGCUGUCCUCGCCAUGCCGGGCAAAGACAGAGAUCUCUACAGCCUGUUAUAUGGCAUCAUCCCCCACUUGGAUGCCAACACGGCCCAUCCGAAGCUGCAGCUCCGCGACAACAACAGGAGGGUGAUCUACACCGAGUCCCAGCAGGCCUACACCGAGCACGAGGCCCGUUUCACUUCCUUCCCGCAGGUCCUGGCCACCUGUGCCCUGGAGGGGGGCCGCUGGUACUGGGAGGUCGGCGUGUCGGUGGACGACGGCCGUUGGAAGGUGGGGCUGUGUGAGGGUCGGAUGGAGAGGAAAGGCCAGAGGGACGGCUCCCGCCUGGGCUUCAACGGCUCCUCCUGGUGCCUGGCCUGCGACAAAAAGAAGGUGGAAGCUCUGCAUGACAAAGCGUCCGUUCCCCUGAACGCCGACGGGCUCCGCAGGGUGGGAGUGUUCCUCGACUUUGAAGAGGGAGUCUUAUCAUUCUUCAACGUGACACCAGGGGGCAGUCUGGUCCUGAUGCAUUCUUACAAGCAGAGAUUCAGCGGCCCUCUUUACCCAGCCAUGUCUGUGUCCAAAACUCAGCUGGCAGUCUGUGAGAUCUUUCAGUCUUAAACCGUCUUCAAGCAAUACUGCUGUUGAUUUACAGAAUAUAUUAUCCCAUAGUGCCUUUUAAUAGAUGUUUUUCUCCUUUUAAAAUGGGCCAAUGAAGAAAUACCCUCGGGACCAGCUCUGUCACACUUUCGGUUUAUGCUCAUUUAUAUGAUAGCUUGACUAAUGUAAAAAAAAAAAAAAAUCCCUACAUGUGAUUUUUAUAGCUUUUAAUGAUACUGGAACUUAUAACUUAUAUGAAGUUAUAAAUGUUUUUCACUGUACCUGAUACAUUCCAAACACUGGACCAGAGUGUUAUUUUUUUAAAAACAGAAUUUUGAUGUUUUUAAUGAAAGAUCCGAUCAAUGCAGGGUUAAUUAUUUCUUUGUUGCUUUGUCCAAAAACCUUCUCAAAUUGCUCUUUGUGUGUCCUCCCUGACAGCGGCUUGCUCCAGCGGUGACCCAUUGUCUUUGUCCAGAAAUAAAAUGUCAGAGCUUCAAAAGCUCAAUACAAAC